AUGCCGUUGGGGAGUCAAAACGGAUAUGCGCCGUGGAUCUUACGGCCACCUCGCCGAAAGGGGUUCUUCGGGAAAAAGAAAAACCUCGGUUAUAUGCGUAGCAUAUCCGCUGAGGGCGUCCUCUCCGUUAAACCCGAUCUCAUUCUUGCCAUGGAUGACAGCGGUCCUGCAGCAGCCUUCGCCUCUCUCGGACAGUCCGGUAUCCCUCUCUUUUAUAUCAGCAGUGAGGCAUCACCCCAUGCUGCUUUGAAUCGCAUCACCACAAUCGCCGGACUUGUGGAUCAGGUGAGUAAAGGAAAAACGUUGCGAGACAGCGUCGCACGCGGUUUUGAGAAGGUCGAUCGCGCGGCACGCGCAACCCGCGUCCACCCAAAAGUGCUUUUUGUCCUGCACAUGGCCAAUAAUCGACUGAUAUGCGGAGGCGCAGGUUCACCAGCUGAUAAGGUGCUAAGCAUCUGCGGCGCGCGUAACGUGGCGUCGGCCUUUCCGGGCUACAAAAUGUUCAAUCCAGAAGAGCUGGCGGUCCUCCAGCCGGAUAUCGUGGUGACCAUGCAGGAAAAUGGCUCAACCGUACAUGACGUUUUGAUUGAAAAUGCCGGUUUCAAAAUGACACCUGCAGGCCGUAAAAAUCAGCUGGUCGCUGUCAAUGGUGAAGCCCUUCUAACUUUCGGCCCGCGCACGCCGGGCGCAAUGCUGGACCUUAUACACCGGUUUACCGAUCUCAUGGCGGAUACCUGA
Molecule: messenger RNA, 738 nt
Organism: Galendromus occidentalis (western predatory mite)
Lineage: Eukaryota; Metazoa; Arthropoda; Arachnida; Mesostigmata; Phytoseiidae
Product: hemin-binding periplasmic protein HmuT-like
Exons: 1
Coding region: 1-738 (245 amino acids)
Source: RefSeq, a predicted model, not a curated record